AUGAAACGAUUGGUUGCUUUCGACCUUGACGGCACUCUCGCCGAGAGCAAGCAGGCCCUCGACGAUGAGAUGGCUGCCAUCCUCGGCCGUCUCAGUCACGUCGCCGACAUUUGCGUAAUCUCUGGCGGCGACUGGCCCCAGUUCGACAAGCAGGUCGCCAGCCGUCUGCCCGACAGCACCAAUCGCUCACGCUUCUGGCUGAUGCCCACCACAGGGACGAAACUUUAUCGCUUCGAGAACGACAAUUGGGUGCGGAAGUACGCUGAUCUGUUUAGCGACGAGGAAAGAGCCCACAUCAUCAAGGAGCUGCGAGCCUCCAUUGACCGCCUCGGUUUCACGCCCACCGAGAUCUGGGGAGAGCAGAUUGAAGACCGCGGAAGCCAGAUUACGUUUUCUGCCCUUGGACAGCAGGCGCCCCUUGGUCCCAAGGAGAGCUGGGAUCCUAAGCAGGAGAAACGACGCUUGGUUCAGAAAGACCUUCAGCCUAUCCUUCCAGAUGUUUCCGUUCGUAUUGGGGGUGCGACCUCUAUAGACAUCACCCGCGCAGGUGUCGACAAAGCGUACGGCAUGGAACGCCUGUCCGAGCUAUCCGGGAUUAAAAAGGCAGAGAUCCUUUUCUUUGGAGACGCUCUUUACCCUGGCGGAAAUGAUGCGCCAGUAAGAGACACCGCAGGCAUUGAUUCUGUCCAGGUCUACAACAUCGAGCAAACAAAGCGAGCUCUUGAGGCUGUCAUUCUGUGCCUAGCCUAG
Messenger RNA from Diaporthe citri, 750 nucleotides. RefSeq lists its product as uncharacterized. NCBI's taxonomy places the organism in Eukaryota, Fungi, Ascomycota, Sordariomycetes, Diaporthales, Diaporthaceae. Gene Ontology annotation, biological process: mannose metabolic process; GDP-mannose biosynthetic process; protein N-linked glycosylation. Bases 1 to 750 code for a protein of 249 amino acids. Gene Ontology annotation, cellular component: cytosol. Gene Ontology annotation, molecular function: phosphomannomutase activity. The record is from RefSeq and is a predicted model, not a curated record. The transcript is spliced from 3 exons.